UUCACUUUAUGAUGGAUUAAUUCUUUAAUUAAUCAAUUAUGGACUAACAAUAAUCAAAUAUUAAAAUUAUUAUUAAUAUAAAUUAUGGUUCAGAGUUAUUAAACACUUAAUUAUGAACAUAACAGAGUUAUCUUACCUCACAAACGUAAACAGACCUCCACUCCACCUCCCUCACGCUACUCCUCCCUCUCCGACGAAAUACUCCAAGUUACUUCUCUAUCGAUUUUCCUUCCUCCCUCUCACGCGUUAGAUAUUUCGUUCAACAGCUCAGUUGCAGUUGCGCCACUCCACCGGCGGCGUCGAUUCAAGUCUCCAUUUCAGCUAUUUGUCAGGUACUUAGUUUUUUCAGGAGAAAUGGCACCAAGAUGGAAAGGAAAAGAUACAAAAUCGAAAAAGGAUGCAGAAGCCGAGGCACUUAAGGAACCCAUGUCAAAGAUUAUAUCGCAACUUCAGUCUUCUUUAGUUCAAUCAAAUGCUUCUGGAUUUCUCUCUGAUAAUUGUGUACACUUAGCAGUGCAAGCGGAACAACUUGACCUACUUGAUAAAGCAUGCUUUGGUCGACCUGUGAGAAACGUUGAAAAGGACACGUACUGGUUUCAAUUAACCUUGGAGGAAGCAUUCUACCUAUGUUAUUCCUUGAAAUGCCUCAAGAUUAAUGGUGGUGCUGAUACUAUUCCUUUGAAUGAUGAAGAGUUGUGGUGUUACUUCAAGUCCAAGAAACAAGCAUUCCCCUUUUUCUACAAGGCUUAUUCUCACCUUCGAAUGAAAAACUGGGUAGUAAGGUCAGGGGCUCAGUAUGGUGUAGACUUCAUUGUCUAUCGUCAUCAUCCGGCUCGGGUGCAUUCUGAGUAUGGUGUACUUGUUCUAUCACACGACAAUGAUGAUGAUCUAAAUGGAAGAUUGAGAGUAUGGUCUGAUGUUCAUUGCACUACUCGACUUCUUGGAAGUGUUGCAAAAACUUUAUUAAUUUUGUAUGUUAAUAAAAAUGGUCAUAGUGAUGAGUCUCCAUUAUGUUUGGAAAACCAUGCCAUUGAAGAGCGCACGAUCUCUAGAUGGAGUCCAGAACAAUGUCGUGAAAGAUCCAUGUAGACAUUUCAUGUUCUUAUUAGUACUACUAUUAUUCCAUAUCUGCAUAAUGCAAUAACUGUUUCUUUUUGUUUUAGGAUCUCUAAGUCUUAGAUAUUGCACCUAGUGUUCUUUUAUUUU
Molecule: messenger RNA, 1206 nt
Organism: Lathyrus oleraceus (garden pea)
Lineage: Eukaryota; Viridiplantae; Streptophyta; Magnoliopsida; Fabales; Fabaceae
Product: tRNA-splicing endonuclease subunit Sen2-1
Exons: 2
Coding region: 355-1089 (244 amino acids)
Biological process (GO): tRNA splicing, via endonucleolytic cleavage and ligation; tRNA-type intron splice site recognition and cleavage
Cellular component (GO): cytoplasm; tRNA-intron endonuclease complex
Molecular function (GO): nucleic acid binding; tRNA-intron lyase activity
Source: RefSeq, a predicted model, not a curated record